Molecule: messenger RNA, 658 nt
Organism: Quercus lobata
Lineage: Eukaryota; Viridiplantae; Streptophyta; Magnoliopsida; Fagales; Fagaceae
Product: L10-interacting MYB domain-containing protein-like
Exons: 4
Coding region: 159-611 (150 amino acids)
Source: RefSeq, a predicted model, not a curated record
UUGCAAAGAUGGAAAGACCGAAAUACCCACACAUUUUCUGUGCGCGUUGUGCCCUCAUCUCUCAUCUCUGCUCUCCCUUCGCAUUUGACGCCUCCAUCUGUUCUCUCUGCCGUGCUCUGCCUUCGUACCAAAAACACUGAUCUGCUACCAAAAACCAGAUGGGUAAAAACAACACUUCCAACUCCAAGGCAAAAAAAACAAGAGCAGUAUGGGUAGAUCCAAGUUGGACAACUACUUUUUGUAACCUUUGUGUGGAAGAGAUUGAAGCUGGGAAUAAGGGAAUCUUUGCUGCCUUAAGUGCCAAAGGUUGGAGCAAUUUGGUAAUCAAAUUUCGUGAUGAGACUGGUCUAAACUAUGAUAAGGAACAAUUAAAAUGUAGGUGGGAUGUAUUAAAAGCAGAUUGGAGAGUGUGGGAAAAAUUGAAGGGUGUUGACACAAAUUUAGGUUGGGAUGCAGUGAAGGGAACAAUUGAUGCUAGUGAUGAUUGGUGGGACAUGAAGUUGAAGGAAGUACCCAAAGCUUCAAAAUUUCGACAUAAAGGUCUACAGAAUCUACAACAACUUGAUAGAAUGUUUAGGGAUAUUGCAGCAACUGGAGCAGAACUCAUGUAGUACAAUUUUUUUUAUAUUUUUAUGUAGUACAAUUUAAACUUCGAUUA